AUGGAGCUGCUGAAGGGAUUGCCAUGGCGUCGUGCUUUCCUGGCUGUCAUCCUGAACCUGCUGGCUCUCAGCCUCUCCACCACUGCCUUGCUCGGCAGCUACUGGUGCACUGGAACCCAGAAAGUGCCCAAGCCUUUGUGUGGGAAGAGCAAAGCCACCAAGUGCAUUGGUGUCCCCGUGCCACCUGAUGCAGGUGCUAGCAACGUUUCAUCCCAGGAUGUGGUGCACUACAGCUGGGAAACUGGUGAUGACCGCUUUGCCUUCAGAUACUUCCACACGGGGAUGUGGCUUUCCUGUGAAGAGAGCAUGGAAGGGCCAGAAGAGAAAUGCCGUAGUUUUAUUGAGCUUUCACCACCAGCAGAGAGAGGAAUCCUGUGGCUGUCGCUGGGAUCAGAGAUGCUGUACAUCAGCUUGCUGCUCAUCAGCUUCAUCCUCCUGAUGGUGGAAAUGCUGCAUACUGGCAAUCCUGUCUGUGGGUUGAAGCUCAACGCCUUUGCUGCUGUCUCCUCGGUGCUGUCAGGUCUCCUUGGGAUGGUGGCACACAUGAUGUACACUCAAGUCUUCCAGGCAACGGUUAAUCUGGGACCAGAGGACUGGAGACCACACUCAUGGGACUAUGGCUGGGCAUUCUACAUGGCUUGGGUCUCCUUCACCUGCUGCAUGGCCUCUGCUGUCACCACUCUUAACACCUAUACCAAGACGGUGCUGGAGUUCAAAAGGACCCACAUCAAGGGCUACGAUGGGAGCUUCAAGGAUCAACCUCAGCACCACCAGUGCUACAUACAGCAGCAAAUAAGCAGCUACUAUGAGCCCCAAGACAAGCCCCUCCGCUCAGUCUCUGAGGGAAUUGACUUCUACUCUGAGCUGCAGCAGAAAGUGCUACGGCGAGAACCAGAGCUGGACCUGGAUGAGGUCUUGGGACAGACGAUCGGGGAGGAUCGCUGUUAA
Pterocles gutturalis (yellow-throated sandgrouse) is the source of this 948-nucleotide messenger RNA. It is a transcript of the gene GSG1, whose product is annotated as germ cell associated 1. Bases 1 to 948 code for a protein of 315 amino acids. The record is from RefSeq and is a predicted model, not a curated record. Lineage: Eukaryota; Metazoa; Chordata; Aves; Pterocliformes; Pteroclidae. Gene Ontology annotation, cellular component: plasma membrane. The transcript is spliced from 5 exons.